Glossina fuscipes is the source of this 4723-nucleotide messenger RNA. RefSeq lists its product as uncharacterized. Bases 869 to 4426 code for a protein of 1185 amino acids. NCBI's taxonomy places the organism in Eukaryota, Metazoa, Arthropoda, Insecta, Diptera, Glossinidae. Gene Ontology annotation, cellular component: nucleus; plasma membrane; cytosol. Gene Ontology annotation, molecular function: protein tyrosine phosphatase activity; phosphatidylinositol-3,4,5-trisphosphate 3-phosphatase activity. The record is from RefSeq and is a predicted model, not a curated record. The transcript has 9 exons. Gene Ontology annotation, biological process: phosphatidylinositol dephosphorylation; regulation of phosphatidylinositol 3-kinase/protein kinase B signal transduction; cell motility.
UUAUAUUCUAGAAAUAGAAGACAGGAAUAAGUAAAACCAAAUAAAAGAGUAAACGAAGUGAAGAAGAGACAAAAAAGAAAGAAGAAGAACGCAUGAUCCAUUGUUAGGGCCGAAGUUGUCCGGUUUUGAACGCUUCUCACGCGUAAUCCGUCUGUCUGUCCAAAGGACAUAUAGAACACGGAGUAUUUGUCGGUGCCAAUCAAUCAAGUAUAUUUCGUAACUUGCGAAGUUGUGCUGGGCGUUUGAUUAAUGUUUUUUAUGCUAUUUGAAUGCCUCUUUAAAAGUUGUGAGUGUGUGCGUCGUUAGCUGUCUGCACACAUAAGCCCGAAUGUGAAUGAAAAAUGAUUUUGAAUAAAAAUAAGAGAAAACAAAGAAGAUUUUAUCUGUCAACAGUGCCUUUUUAAGAUGUAAGGGCUUCCUGGAUGCCCAAGAAAUACCACUUACAUGGAUUUGCCAACAAUUGAAUUAUUAUCAAUUUGAUAUUCAAUACGCUAAUUGAUUUGCCGAAAAUCAACAACGUAUGGACACGUAUAAGCUUCCAAUCCCUUCAAUCAACUAUACGAACAAGCAACCAUUUAAUACCGCUAAGAAUACCACAAACACCACAACGCAAAGCAUCCGCAUAUUAGUCAAUAUCCAAUAGGCGGACCAAGAGUAGAAGUAUCGACAAGAAGCGAAGUUACCACCAGCAUUAAUAUUAAUACCUUCAUUAUCAGGCCUACCACCCUUUUGAAUAUAAAUUCAAGAUCACUAGGAUUACAAAAUUUUCUUCACGACGGGUUUCCAAAUCAAAAGUCGAAUAGGUAGGCGAACCCUAAACGAGACCGGCCAAACAGCCGGCAUUGACCUUUACAAAUUUAAGCAGAAGAUGGCCAAUAAACUGUCCGUAAUGACAAACGUUUUAAGAAAUGUGGUCAGUAAACAGCGUAUUCGCUAUAAGGAGAAAGGUUUCAAUUUAGAUUUAACCUAUGUUUGUGACAACAUUAUUGCCAUGGGGUAUCCCGCCGAAAAAUAUGAAAGUAUGUAUCGGAAUCGCUUGGAGGAUGUUUACAAAUUUCUGGAAGAGAAUCAUCGUGAUCAUUAUAAAAUUUAUAAUCUCUGCCUUGAGCGUAGUUACGACAUUAAAAAGUUUCAUGGGCGUGUUUCUAUUUAUCCUUUUGAAGACCAUAACCCACCAACUAUAGAAUUAAUACAAAAGUUUUGUGAAGAUGUUGAUGAAUGGCUGAAGGCAGAUAGUCUUAAUGUCGCUGCUGUACACUGUAAGGCUGGAAAAGGACGAACGGGCACUAUGAUUUGUUGUUAUUUGCUUUAUAGCGGUCAACAACGUAGUGCUGAAGAUGCCUUGGCCUGCUACGAUGAGAAAAGAACCAAGGACCGCAAAGGCGUUACAAUACCAUCUCAGCGACGUUAUGUACAGUAUUUCUCAAAAUUGAUACGUCUUGGAUUACCCUACGAACGUCGCAUCCUACAGUUUUGUGAAAUUCGUUUUUCCGAAGCUCAUUUAUUGCACAGUCAAGGCACAGCACAUUGCUCAAUUUCUGUAUUGCAAGAUACAACAUCGGCCGUUAAGGUUCAGCAAUUGCAAAGUCUGUCAAUUGAUUUUCGCAAAACUUAUAUUUUGGAUAUGAAAAACCCUGCUUUACCUGUCGCUGGUGAUAUCAAAGUCGAAUUAACAAAAAAUAAUAAAAAAAUUUUUCACUUUUGGUUUAAUACCUUUUUCGUUACGGAUUCGUCCGUUAUGGAGGGUGAAGGCAAUGACAUAAAACUUGUUUAUACAUUACGCAAAUGGGAAAUUGAUGAUGCUCAUAAGGAUAAGGAAAAUAAAUGUUUCUCUGAGGAUUUUAAGGUCGAACUUGUAUUUUAUAUUGAUGAUAACAAUUUUGGUCGUAAUCAGAUAAACACCAACCAUUUAACAACCAACCAUCGGCCAACGGCGCACAAUUCAACCGUACGAGUAUCUCAAACGAACAAUUAUAUUUUACCACAAAACAGUAGCAGCGGCAGUGAGAUGAAUUACAUGUGCGAUCACAAAUCCUCCUCGUCAGCUUCUAUGAGUAGCAGUCUUGGUGGUAGAGAUGGUUUCGAGACAGCAAAUCGGCAACUACGAAAUAGUAGCAGCCGUGAAAUUAAGCAGUUACAGCAACUCAACAGUCAUUACGCAGGUAGCGAGAAAACUAUCAAUGUCGCGACAGCCGAACCUUCACCACAAUCACUAGGAUAUAUGGAUGAGCAGCACAAUAAUCGCAGACAGCAUCAUAAUUAUCGUCAUAAGCAACAUCAGCCACAAAUGCAGUAUGUCGUUAAAAAGGCAUUAACAAUCCCAUCGACGCCAAAGCAGAUGGAUGAUCAACGUAAACAGAUGCUAACUUCUGCGGAAGGAGAAGUUCUAAGGUUGCCACCUGUUCCCGUUGCUUCGUAUGGCAGCGAGCAUGAUAUGAUUAUUGGAGAUUCACAUCCCCGACCGUCCUCUUACUGUGAUAGUCCCAGUUUGGUGGAAACCACAAACCAUUCGAUCAGCUCAAAUUUGUUGAAUAGCAGUUACAAUAAUAGCAAAACUAGCAGCGUGAGCAGCCACUCAUCGUCAUCGACAAACGGGGAUAAUGAAGAGAACUGGGAAUCCGGUGAGUCCUCCGCUAAACCACUUGUACACAAUAGUUUUCUUUCCUCUACUUCACUUUACACAUUUACCAAGACUCCUUUUUCACCUGCAAUCUAUCCUUUCACCCACCAAACUACAUCUCCGUCUGGCAGUCAGCCAACCUACUCUGUUCUUACAUACAACACUAGCAGUAGUAGGUGUAAACAAAAUAGAGUUGUUUGUGGUGAUAAUAAUAAUUUUAAACACGAUGAUAAUGAUGAUGACAGAAUGAAAUUGAAUGAACAUAAUGCAAAAUUUGUCGUUUUACCAUUUUCCUCUUCCGCUGCUUUUAUGUCAACAAUAUCUACUAACACAACAGUAGAGUCAAGUUGUGGUAGCAAUACGGUAGGGUCAACCCGUCAUGCACGCAAAAAUGUUUUCUCUGGUACUCGUCCAAAGUUAAUACAUCUACUAAUGGCACCUAAAUAUCCACGCCAGCCUCCACGCAAACUUAUUUUAAAACGUAAAUCCUCUUAUAAGCUGUUAAAUGGACCGGCGAUCAAUAACGCUACCAAUACUGGCGAGUUAACUGUGAAACAUGCUGCAAAUGGUCUAGAUUGUGGGACUUUCUCUAACGCAAGUAGUAGUGAGAAUGCUUCGGCCGUCAAUACUAAACAAAAAUUAAAAUUCCAAUUAAAAAGAAACAAAUUGAAAUUGUCUCAAAAAUUUCAACGGUUUCAAAAUUAUUUUCGCACUGAUCCGAUAGAUUUUUGUCAGAAUUUCGUACAGCAAACUACUGCUAUAAGACGUGAUAGUGCGAGCAGUACGGCUAGCUGCACUUACAAAUUGUCGACCACUACGCCUCUUUCGAUGACACCGCAGUCUUCUUCCACCUAUGUUCAGCUAUACACAAAUAAUAAAGAGAAUCCGUACGAACGACCUAAAAGGAAUGCUUCGAUGUCUACAUCGUUGGUUAGUAUACCCACAGCCUACCUUUCAGAGGAUUACUAUUCGUGUAUUUGUGACACUCAAUUAAGUUUUAAUAACUCGCCUUGCAAAAGUCCACGUUCAUUAGUAGACAUUGCCUUAAGUAGCGUGGCAAAUGGCGGCGGCAGCCGUCGAGAUAGCUAUAAUUUCAGCAAUAGCUUAACGCGGAGUAGAGACGGUGUUCUAAAGCCACAUAGAGAAAGACGGGCAACAGUGACCGGGACAGUGGCGCUGCCGAAUAUUCGUCGUAAUAUGGUAAUAGUAGCUGCACCACCCAUAGCAUACAACGCAAUUGGUUUCAACGUAAACAAUGUUGAUAUUAAUGAAACGCAAAGUCUAGUAGAGGCGAUCCAAUCUAAGGAUGAGGUCGACAUCUCGCAGCCUACUAGUAUUAAUCACACACCUUCCUGUGAUAUUGAGAUUCAAUGCCAAAACAUACCAUUCGCUUUCCCCCAGAUGCAACAAGAGCUGAGUAUGAUCUUGGAUGGUGAACGCUGUGUGCAAAGGAGACCACCUCAGAAAUAUUCCGUUAAUUUGGUAAUUGUAAAAGAAAGGAAGGAUGAUGUUAAUGUUACAAAAUCACUCCAAGUCACCUCCGGCCAUCCAUCGAUAACUGAAGCGGAAAAUUGUGAUCGGACAAUUGUCAAUGCGGAUGAGAGCCAACGGAAACAUUACGCGGAAUUUGACACUGAACUGUAUUAUUGCUCUAUGGGGCUCGAUUCCGGAACGAACUUACCGAAAGCUUUAAGAGACCAUUCAAUUACAUCGAAGUUUGUUAAACACGAAAAUCAUCUAAAGACUUCUGAGAGUGAAAUACAGUCCAUAGGUCAAACAGUGAAUGAAAAGGACGGCCAAGUGUGAUCGUUAACUACUUGCAUCUAUGAUUAGAAGACUACAUUUUAAUUUGCCCCUUCCUUAAGAUUGGUCAUUAGAUUGAAAAGUAUCUGCAGGGUGCAAAGUUUUUUAAUUAAAACGAAAACAGAGUAGGUCCCAUGUGUUAAUAUAAUGUGAAACAAUAUUUAAUUGCAGAUUGUAAAUUUUCUUCUUUUUUUUUCUAUUCACAUAACUUAUGCAUGUUAAAAGUACGUUUCGAUCACUCUGUUUUGUAUUAAUUUUACAUAUUUUUAUUGCACAUCGAUGACAAAGAAACCCGCGGUC